This is a messenger RNA of Aphanomyces astaci, 1266 nucleotides long. RefSeq lists its product as hypothetical. The record is from RefSeq and is a predicted model, not a curated record. The coding region runs from base 1 to 1266 and encodes 421 amino acids. Gene Ontology annotation, molecular function: S-adenosylmethionine-dependent methyltransferase activity. NCBI's taxonomy places the organism in Eukaryota, Oomycota, Saprolegniomycetes, Saprolegniales, Verrucalvaceae. The transcript is spliced from 4 exons.
AUGGACGACGAUAUACUAAGCCGCCAUGAAGCCCAGCUGAACCACUAUGCUGUGCCGGUUCAUCUUCGGGAGGAGGCGAUGCGUAAGGUUAUAGAGAAGGAAUUCUCUGCGCCGUGGACUAUGCAGGAUAAUGCUGUGGUGGUGGCGACGGAGGCGCUUGUCCCCGAAGCCGACGUGUGGGUCCUUGACCACGUGUGGCUCUUUCAAACGGCGAAGGACGCCGCCGAGCAGCUCAAAGCGAAUGACUCGUUGCGCGAGGACAUGGCGGCCAUCGCAGGUCACUUCGCCCAACAACCUUCCUCGGCCGCGGACGACGUGGACGCGUUGGUUGGUUGGAUCGUGGUGCAUCUGGUCCAUUGUGCGUACAGCAUCAAGUUCGGGCACACUGCAUCGGAUCUGUACCAUUACGUGCUGGCAAAUCUAGGCUCCAUGCUGACAUGCGCCAAGGCUACUGCCGACAUCAACAUCCACGUUGUCCCUCUCUUCUACAUGGACGAAGGCCGACUGGUGUCGCUCAUGUGGGCCGUCCAGCCGAUCGCGGAAGGCGCGGCGUUGGUACGGGCGCACGCAACCAAGAUCUCCCUCAUUCAACUCGGCAAACAAACGUACUGGGAAAGCCGGUACGAAGACGAAGACGAGUUCGACUGGUACUGCGGCUACGACCACGUCAAGGACGUCCUGAGGCGCCACGUGAGGCCGUCGCAGGCGGUGCUGCUGGCGGGCACGGGCGCCAGCACCUUGCCCAUCGACAUGGCCCAAGACGGGUUCACGAAUGUGGUGGCAAUGGACUACGCGGCCAACGUCGUCGACAAGCUCCGCACCAAAUAUGCGUCAACGCACGUGCAGUUUGUGCAGGCCGACAUGACCGCCAUGACUGGCUUUGAAGACGGUUCGUUCGACUGCAUUCUGGACAAGGGAUGUCUGGACACGAUGCUUCUCGCCCCGGAAACCCAGGUACACCAGGCCAACGUGUGGAAGACUCUGACGAGCGACAACGCGGACGAGUUCCCCGACGCCGCCGCGGCCAUGCGCGAGUUCAUGCGGCUGUUGUCAAGCGGUGGCAUCCUGCUGCUCAUCACGUACGGCAGCCCUAGCAACCGUAUGGGGCUGCUGGACUGGCACACGAACGACACACCAGGGUUCCUGUGGGAGAUCCUUGAAUGCCUCGAGCUCAGCCCCGACCAAACAAGCAGGGGCCUCGCCCAGCCCUUCUUUGUGUACGUGCUGCAAAAGCAAGCUCAAACCCCGUUAGAGCGUCAAGAUUGA